GAGCGUGAAUGCCUUUGAAAAAAAAAAAAUACAAUAAUGAUGACAGAGUCCCUGUCCUUGAAGUGGCGAUUACAGACAGUAUCAAUUAGAUCUAAAAUGAAAUGAAAUAACUUUGUAUCUGUAUCAGUCAGGAUCCAGUGCUGGGUAGUGGAAAACACACUGGGCCAGAGCUGGUCCACAGGAAGCCAUCAAACCUCCCAUAUAUUGAUAUGGUGGCUCCACCAAAAACGAACAGCUCACCAGUACCAGGAAGAGAAGCCCUUUGUCUCGAUUCUGAGACCAGGAAUAAGAUGAAGGAAUGGAAGUCAAAGAUGGAAAUUUCUGAAGAAAAAGAUUUAGCAAGGACAGCAACAGAAAGACUCCAAAGACACAUCUCCCAGGAAUGUGAGUUAGUUGAAACCAGUGAUCCUGAGGACAAGUUAUUGAGACAUUGGGUAAGCCCCUUAAAGGAUGCAGUGAGCCAUCUCCCUUCCCAACAGAGAGGUAUCAGUGAAAUUAAUCUCAUCCCCAAGAAAGCUACUACAGGAAAGAGAGGCCAUGGAUCUAAUGAAACAGAAAAAAUACUUCCUGCAAGAGAAAGAUCCCAUAGAUAUGUGGUCUGUGGACAAAGCUUCAAACAGAAGUCAGGAUUAAAUGAACAUCAGAAAGUGCAUAAUAUAAAUAAGACCUAUGAAUGUAAGGAAUGUGGAAAAACCUUCAGUCGGAGCUCAAACCUGAUCAUACAUCAGAGAAUUCAUACAGGAAAGAAACCAUAUGUAUGUAAUGAAUGUGGAAAAAAUUUUAAUCAAAGUUCAAAUCUUAUUAUACACCAGAGAAUUCAUACAGGAAAGAAACCUUAUACAUGUCAGGAAUGUGGAAAAGACUUCAAUCAAAGUUCUAACCUGGUUAGACAUAAGAGAAUUCACAGUGGUGAGAAUCCCUAUGAAUGUAAAGAGUGUGGAAAGGCCUUUAAGGGAAGCUCAAACCUUGUCCUACACCAGAGAAUCCACAGUGGAGGGAAGCCAUAUGUAUGCAAUGAAUGUGGGAAGGCCUUCAAUCAAAGCUCAGAUCUUAUUACACAUCACAGAAUUCACACUGGAGAGAAACCCUAUGAAUGUUAUGACUGUGGACAAACAUUCAGUCAAAGUUCACACCUUGUCACACAUCAGAGAAUUCAUACUGGAGAGAAACCCUUCAAGUGUAAUGAAUGUGAAAAAGCCUUCAGGCAACGUUCUCGCCUUACUGAACACCAGAGACUCCACAGUGGAGAGAAACCCUAUGAAUGUCACGAAUGUGGGAAAUCCUUCAGUGGGCGCACAGCUUUUCUUAAACAUCAGAGACUACAUACUGGAAAGGAACUUGAAUGUGAAAAAGCUUGCACUUCUGACUUAGAACUUAUCAAACAACAGAAAAUUCCUAGGGAAGAAAAACCUUAUGAAUGUACUGAGUGUGGAAAAACUUUUCGGGGAAGUUCAGACCUCAUUCGGCACUGGAUGAUUCAUACUGGAGAGAAACCCUAUGAAUGUAAUGCAUGUGGGAAAGCCUUUAGCCAGAGGUCACACCUUGUUACACACCAGAAGAUUCAUACUGGAGAGAAGCCUUAUCAAUGCAAUGAAUGUGGAAAAGCCUUCAGGCAACGUUCCCUUCUUACUCAACAUCGGAGAAUCCAUAGUGGUGAAAAGCCCUAUGAAUGUAAGGAAUGUGGAAAAGCCUUCAUUUGGCGCACAGCUUUUCUCAAACAUCAGAGACUUCAUACUGGAGAGAAAUUCGAAGAAUGUGAGAAAACCUUCAGCAAGAAUAAGGAGCUUAGGGAAGAGCAGAGAAUUCACCAGGAAGAGAACACUUUUAGGUGUAAUCAGUGUGGUAGAACUUUCCGAGGCAGCUCAGACCUCAUCAGACAUCAGGUAACUCAUACAGGAGAUAAACCAUAUGAAUGUAAAGAAUGUGGCAAAACUUUCAAUCAGAGCUCAGACCUUAUGAGACAUCAUAGAACUCACAGUGGAGAAAAACCUUAUGUAUGCACUAAAUGUGGGAAAUCUUUUAGGAGCAGCUCAGAUCUUAUUAAACACCAUCGUGUUCAUACUGGAGAGAAACCCUAUAAAUGCCCUGGAUGUGGGAAGGCCUUCAGUCAGAACUCACACCUUAUUAGUCAUCAGAGAAUUCACACCCGAGAGAAACCCUUUGAAUGUAGCAACUGUGAGAAGUCCUUCAGUGGACACACAGCUUUUCUUAAACACCAGAAACUUCACACUGGAAAGAAAUUUGAGGAAUGUGAGAAAGUCUUCAAACAAGACUUAUUCUAAUAGGUAUCACAAACCUAAUGAAUGUAGUAAAAGUAGGAAAACACCUGAUGGAGACCACAUCUUAUUGCACUACAGAAAAUUUUUAUUGUUGGAUAAACUAUUUAAAGGUAGGAAAACACAGAAAAAUCCUACUGGAUAAAAAACAUAUAAAUGUAAUGAAGUGGAAAAGCAAAAAGCCCUUGGACAUAGUCACCUUUUUUUUUCUGCCUCAGAGUUGAUACUACAGUAUGGCCCCCAAGGAUAUAACUACUUGAGAAUGUUUUCAGGGAUUUCUAUCAUUAUUAAAAACAUUACCAAUCACUUUGGCAACAACCCCCAAACUAAAUUCUUCAUGGAAGAAGUCAUUGCAAACUUGACUUCCUAGUCCAGUAACAAAUAUAAAUCUGCUUUAAAUACUAUAGAGUUAUUAAAAUCUUUCUCUGGGAUGAAUUCUUCUUAAGUAUAUAUUUUAUACAUAGUCCCCUUUCUUCUUCCUUACGAAAGUAUGUUCAUGCACCCAUGAUAAUACAAAUUACAAUGAUCUAUGAAUUGAGAAGAAACAAUAAAAAUGACGUGACUACAGGAUAGCUGAAAGCAAGGAUACAAGAGGAAAGUGAGGUGUUCCCCAGAGAAAGUGAUAACCACAAGUAGUAUCAGGAAAUGGAAGAUCAAGAGAUAAGAGAACAGGAGGUAUUGGGAACAGAAUUAGACUGAGUGCCACAGCAAGCAUUUAGGUGACAUGAGUCAGGAAUUAAAAGAAAGCUUCUCCUUUAAAAGGUCAGCUGAUUAGAGAGAAUGGUUUUACCUUGAACCAGGAUAGUUUAUUAGAGAAUUAGAGAGUCUGAAUAGAACUCUGGAGAGAAGCCAGUCAUAAUUUAAUCUGGUAACUGAUAAUUGGUAAUUAAGCCCUGCCAAGCCUAUCUGUACAAUCUGAUACAGUCAUAAAAUAUAUACUCUGAAUUAAUGGCAGAUUAUAUAUUAAUUUACAUGAGUAAUCAGAUAAGAAAGUUACCAAAUGGGACAAUGUAAGACAAGCAGAAUUUCAAACUCAUAUGUUUCCUCAGUGAGAGUACUUGUGAGAUGCACAGAGGGGUUAAGUGGUUUUCAACUGGGAUGAUUUUUCCCCCUGGAGGACAUGUGGCAAUGUCUUGAGCUAUUUUGGUUUUCACAACUGGGAGGAGUCUACUGGCCUCUAAUGACCAAAGAUGUUGCUAAAUAUCUUACCACUCACAAUCCUCUACAACAAACAAUUAUGUGGCCCUUGUGUCAAUAGUGCCACAGUUGAGAAACCUUGCUGAUAGAUAUUUAGAAUACCAGGGGGCCAUUUAAGCAAGCAUUUCAGUGUGAUGUGGGCAGUGUCAGCACAUCCCAAAAGGAAUCUAGAAUCUAACAGAAAGCCUUAGUUUGAUGAUCUUCAAGAGGCAAUAUGGUGUGAUGCAAGGAGCACAGACUUCAGAAACAACCAGUCAUGGGUUUGAGUCCAUAUGUAUACGCGCAAUAUGUAUUGGCCCUGGAGUAAACUACUUACCCUCUCUGAUCCUUAUUUUCCUCAUUGAUAAAAUGGUGAUAAAAUAAUCUACCUCGUAGGGUAACUGUGAAGUUUAAAUGAGAAAACCAGAACUUACUGUUGACACAUCAAAGGGCAGCUAGAGCUUUAACUGUUUUUAAACAAAAGAGGAAGUAUUUACAAGCAAAAUAUAAGAUGUAUAACAUAGAGUGGUGUCUUGUGGCGUAAAGAAUAGAACCUAGUUCUAAGCACUGGGGGCUACAAGGGGUUCUGGCUUCUCCAGAGUGGCACUGGAACAGUAGUGGAAUGUCUUCUUAUUUGAGACGGGGUCUUGCUCUUGCUCAGGCUGGUCUCCAACUCCUGAGCUCAAACAAUCUGCCUGCCUGGGACUACUAGAGUGCUAGGAUUGCAGGUGUGAAGUAGUGGGAUGUCUUAAAGUGGAAAAGAUCACUCUCACACCAUUCUUGAAAGCUGACUGCUUGUAAGUGAUAUGGUGCAGGAGCUCCAGAAGCCUGUCAACCCCCAUCACCUAACUCAAAGGUUUAGCUCUUUAGUAAUCUCACAUAAACUCAUAAUCUUUUUAAGUGAGAUCUUUACAUAUAUUUGGGGAGCAAAAGGAAUUCAAAAUAGUUAUCAGUGAUAACACUUGGCUGAAAAAUAAAAGAUAAUUAACAUUUUUGAGUUACCCCAGAUUAUAACGAAUCAAAACCUUUGGCUAGCUAGAACAUUUCAGUAUUCCAAUUUAGGAAAGAAAGGAAUUGGGAAUUUAUUCCAAAAAGCCUAUCUCUAAUUCCUUUACCUGUCUUUACAGUGCUGUACAGUGAGAGUUGAUGUUUAUAAGGAUAAGCAGGAUACUUAGAGGGACUUGAAGGUAAUUUAAUGAAAUGGUUUGCAAUUUAUUAAACACCAGGGCCCUCUUUUUUACUCCCGUGUCUUGUAAUUUUAAGUAAUUAUGCUUACCAAACUUCAUCUAUUAAAAAGAAUAAUUAGCUCAUUUUUUUGCUAUUCAGAUGCAUGUAUUGGCAUGACAUAACCAGACUUAGGUACUAACAUUCCAGCCAAAAGCAAACAACGUUUUCAUUAGUCUUAUUACUCUUUUGUGGGAAAAUAUAUAAUUUGCCUUGGGCUUUUUGAAAUAUUAACUAUUACUUGAAGAUCUCAGAUUGAAAACUGUUUCAUUCCUGGUGGAGCUUGAAUCAAACUGAGGGUAUUGGAUUUUUGAAAGCAGAGGGAAAUUUUUGUUACAAUGUGGAAAUGUUUUCAACUGUGAAUGUUGAAAUAAAAGUUAUUCAAGAAAUA
Molecule: messenger RNA, 5067 nt
Organism: Microcebus murinus (gray mouse lemur)
Lineage: Eukaryota; Metazoa; Chordata; Mammalia; Primates; Cheirogaleidae
Source: RefSeq, a predicted model, not a curated record